Messenger RNA from Salvia splendens (bonfire salvia), 1702 nucleotides. Its product is annotated as F-box family protein with WD40/YVTN repeat doamin. Gene Ontology annotation, molecular function: protein binding. The record is from RefSeq and is a predicted model, not a curated record. The transcript has 9 exons. The coding region runs from base 27 to 1331 and encodes 434 amino acids. Lineage: Eukaryota; Viridiplantae; Streptophyta; Magnoliopsida; Lamiales; Lamiaceae.
AGGAGUAUUACCAUUUCUCAAUAUACAUGGACCCUACGUCAUCAGUUAACAUCCGCCCGCCGGCAUCGGCAAAGCGUCGCCGCCGUGUCUCUCUGACCACAAUUGACGCUCUCGGAGCCGACACUCUAUUCAUGAUUUUCACUUUUCUCGACCUCGUCCACCUAAUUCGCUGCUCGGCCGUCUGCAACUCAUGGAGGGCAGUGAUUACUAAACUGAAGCUGCUGCAAUUACAGUAUCACAAGCAACAUCAGGCUGAUUCUGCUAGUGUCUCUGAUUUGUCUAAUUAUUCAGAAAAAUUGAUAAAUAUACAGAUGGAGCAGCUAGCUAUGGAUCAACAAAGAUCUUCUUUACUACAAGGACAUGUUGGUGUUUUUCAGUGGAAAGCUCACUCGGUAGGGUUUACCAAAUGCAGAAUGAAAAUGGGAUUGAUUCUCACUGGUGUUGGAGAUAAGGUGAUGCGUCUCUGGUCUGCAGAGAGCUGCAAGGGUUUGGAUGAAUACCAGCUUCCGGAUAGAGCACCGCUAAUUGAUUUUGACUUCGAUGAAGGGAAGGUUGUUGGUCUUGUGGGAACGCGUAUAUGCAUAUGGAAACGUAUUGGAACUAGAGAUCUGUUUUCCUCACGCGAAGGCUUGUUUACCAGGGGAUUGUGUAUGCGUUAUGUAGACCCACAGGCAGUGGUUGGCUGUGAGGAUGGGAAAGUGCGGGUCUUUGACCUGUAUAGCAGAAAGAUUUCACAAAUAAUCAAGAUGCAUCCUGGGGCAGUAUCAAGCUUAUGUUUUAGCGACGAGCAACUGAUUGUCAGUGGUUCUUCUCUUGGUGGUAUCUCUGUAUCAGAUCUUUCGUCAGAUCAGAGGGUGGUUACCUUUGACGCAACUAGUUCUGCAGGCAUAAAGACUAUGUGUUUGAGCCCAAACACAUAUUCACUAUUUUGUGGAUCAAGUACAGGCUAUGCAUCUUGUUGGGACCUAAGGACAAUGAGAAGAAGAUGGGAAACACGAGUGAGUCCAAAUGUGCUGUACUCUAUGCAACAUCUGAGGAAUGAUGCAUCCACGUUGGUUAUUGGCGGAAUAGACGGUGUGGUGAGAAUUGUCGACCAGGGCAGUGGCGAUGUACUGUCCAGAAUCAUCAUGGAGAAUAGCUCUGAAUCAAGCCGUUCCAUGGACAAGAACAAAUUAAUUCAGAAAAAGAAAGGAAUAAGACUUACGGAAGAUGAUCGCAUUGAUCUAUUGCCAAAUCGUCCUCCUAUAACAAGCUUGGCUGUUGGAAUGCAGAAAGUUGUCACUGCACAAAGUGAUAAAUGCAUAAGAGUUUGGAAGUUUGGUAAAAAAUGACUUCAGCUGUUUAGCAGUGGGAUCAACUUUAUAACUUGGUUAUGGCUUUGUAGCAUUACACUCUACUGGGAGCCUAAUUGGUGGAGUAGGUCUCAUGACUGAAACGUGAUGGGGUCUCGAGUAGAACAUUUAUCUGCAUAUGCAGUGGCGGUUCUAGGGGAGGCGCCCGACCCCUUCCCCCGAUCUGAUUGAAAACCCUCUCUCAGGUGUAGAUGGAGGCCGAUUCAACACACUUCCAACAUUGAUUUUCAAACCUUUGCAAUUGCAGCUUCCAUUGAUGAGUUAUAUACUAGCCUAAUAACCCUCAUAAUAUGUCAUACUAAUAACUUAAUUUCGACCAUUUAAAUAUGAUAAGGAACAGUUCACAUUAA